This is a messenger RNA of Chaetomium fimeti, 2820 nucleotides long. RefSeq lists its product as uncharacterized. The record is from RefSeq and is a predicted model, not a curated record. NCBI's taxonomy places the organism in Eukaryota, Fungi, Ascomycota, Sordariomycetes, Sordariales, Chaetomiaceae. The coding region runs from base 168 to 2471 and encodes 767 amino acids. Gene Ontology annotation, molecular function: RNA polymerase II cis-regulatory region sequence-specific DNA binding; DNA-binding transcription factor activity, RNA polymerase II-specific. The transcript has a single exon. Gene Ontology annotation, biological process: regulation of transcription by RNA polymerase II.
CGUACCAACACUACGUCAACGCUACGUCGACUAGAUAUCCUCUACGCCUUGUGCAUGCCGUUGUCGCCGUAUAACGUGGACGACUCGGUCGGCGGUUAACCGGUAGCAGCCUAGAGAACCCCUCAGGCUCCACAGCGCGCAUCUUGCGCGUUUGGGCUCGGCCACCGAUGGCCAGGCUAUCACUCCCCCAGGGCGACGAGCCUUUUCCUAUUUUCCACGACGAGUUCUUCAACCAGCCGGCGCCGAUGAUCAGUCACGCUCCGAUGCCCGCGGCGCCGAAACCCGCCCGACAACCCCUCCAAAGCGCCAAUUCCAAUGUCGUCCUUAACCCUCCGACGUCCGCGACCGCGAAGCGGUCUCCCUACAAGUCAAAUGCGCGACCGACUAACCCAUCGCUUUCCGCACUCAACGCGUCGCAGGGCAGCAAACUCAACAUGGUCCAGAUGAUGCCGCCCAGCAACGCGCCGCCCUCCACAGAUUCGCUCGAGAAGAAACAACCCGUCAUGUCGCGGUUCAAAACGGUCGCGAAAAAGCCUCAGCCCGAACACAGCGUGCAGUUCAUGGGCAAGGAAAACUCGCACCCUCCGAUCUACCCGGCUCCGGCUCCGUCGCAAUUCACCCUGGACCUGGAAAAUUUCUACCAAAAACCCUCCGGGAAGCGCGUUUUGAUGGAGGCCGCCCCCAUCAAGGAACUUCGGCCGGCUAAGAAGCAGAAAACCGACGAGGCUCUUCCCCCACACGACUCGUUCCCCCCGGUCGUCGACGAUGGCACGAAACCGAACCACAGCUACGCGACCUUGAUCGCCAUGGCGAUUGUCCGGUCACCACAGCGGAGGUUAACGUUAUCUCAGAUCUACAAGUGGAUUUCCGACACCUACUCGUACUAUCAGGGCGACAACACCGGGUGGCAGAACAGCAUCCGGCACAACCUCAGUCUCAACAAGAGUUUCGUGAAGCAGGAGCGGCCCAAGGACGACCCGGGUAAGGGCAGCUACUGGUCGAUCGAACCGGGUACAGAGCACACGGUGCUCAAGGAGAAGCCGUCGAGGAAGUCUGCGGCGCCGACGGCCGAAAAUAUGCCCGUCAUGUCGACGCGCCUUGAACCCUCACAACCUCAGCCGCAGCCGCGGCCGCCCUGCCUAUCCGAACCGAUGUUGCCGCCGCAGCUCCCGGUGGCUCAAAACAUUCUGCCCGCGCCUCCCCCGCCAUCGUCCCAACACCUCGCUCCAGCGCCACUGCUCACGGAUAUUUCGUCAGACGCAACCAUCCCCGCGUCCGACCCGGCCAGCAUUGACGAGAGGAUUGGGGCACCCACAGAGAAGGAUUUGCUGCACGACUCAGAACUGUACUCGCCUCUCCCCGCAGCCAUGCACUCGUCGCCCCCGAUUCCCAGGCGCAUGGACGCCCGCCAUGAUGGCACCCCGCCCUCCCAGCAGCGCAUGCAGCAGCAAUCAUCAGCCACCAAGUCGCGCCAUCGGCGGAGAUUCAUGUCGAUGGACGACAGCGGUUAUAUCUCGUCUCUCGAGUCAUCGGUCAUGCGUCCCCAGCAACAUCCGAAGCUCCUCACAUCUGAGGCCGACCGGCCACGGCUCAAGAGGGGGCGGGCUGAGGAAGAAAUUGCUCGUCUUCGUGCUUCCUCGUACGACAGCCCGUCCAAGGGGCGUUCAUACGGUUAUGCGCCGCCUUCGUCGUCACCCAUUCGUCAGGCCCCCGGGACAGGGGCGGGGCAGAUGCUCCCACCCCUGACGCCUGCGAUGAAACUCAAGGCGCCGCCGAAGCCCCCGCCAUCCGUCUCUCCUAGCACAAAUCUGCGUCUGCACCGGGAGAGCAUCCAAUCUAUGGUCGAAUCGCCGGUCAGGCGCGUUGCUGCUUUGCUACCUGACGGUGAACUUGCGGCACAGCAAACCCCCGGCAUGAACGGAGAGAACAUGUGGUAUUUCCUCGAGGAACCUGGCCAUAACAACACUGGCUUUGACAUUUUCGAGGACGCCCCUGAUUUUCAGUCCCUCUUCGCAUUGGCCGGGUCCGCCGCACCCACAGGCUCUCCGUCAAAGCGGUCAACGAGGAAGCAACGUUUUGAGCGGUCGCAGUCGACCAGCGCGUUGAACCAUGUCGCGAACCCGGGCCACAGCGCCUCCAAGUCUGCUUCCUUCCUCAGGAUCCCCAGUCAGCCGUCGAAUCUGCUGCUGGAGACCCCGAGCAAGGUCUUCGACGGCCUCCUCUCUUCGCCCAGCAAGCUCUUCCAGGAUAUGCAGUCACCGAGCAAGAUGCCCCUGAUCAGCGCCGACAACCUGGACGCGUUCCACGGAAUCAACAUGAGCGGUCUCGAGGCCCCCGACUUCCUGGAGGAGACCGACUUUUCCGGCUUCGACAUGCUUGCGGGCUUCGAGAAAAUCGGCUCGAAUAAUUCGCAGGCCUCGCGGGGUACCAACAAGGGACCUCUCAGCCGCGCUUACACGUCGACUUUCUGAGCGCUCUUGCGUUCGCCGCCCUCGACUGCCUGCAUUUCUGUUUGCCGCGCUGCCCCCGGGGGGUUUUGCUCACGACUGUUACGACUAAAAAAAAAGAGCGACUAAUUCACAUCUCUGUCCGGCGUUGUUGGUUAUGGCCACGAACGACACUAUUGCGGCUUGAUCUCAUCCUCCCCCCCACCUGGUUUGGGGGACACGCCGGGACAACACUUAACCCAUCGACCAUCGCGCUGCGCCUCGCGUAUGGGCCUUGUCGAUUGGGAAUCGCUAUAAUCUAGUACUCUUUGUCACGAUAAUGACGAAAUGUUUGGGCGACACGGGGAACAACGGGUGGUUAUUAUUAUACACA